Messenger RNA from Ceratitis capitata (Mediterranean fruit fly), 1873 nucleotides. RefSeq lists its product as uncharacterized. The transcript has 5 exons. The record is from RefSeq and is a predicted model, not a curated record. NCBI's taxonomy places the organism in Eukaryota, Metazoa, Arthropoda, Insecta, Diptera, Tephritidae. The coding region runs from base 164 to 1816 and encodes 550 amino acids. Gene Ontology annotation, cellular component: nucleus. Gene Ontology annotation, molecular function: mRNA binding.
UCGUCGCGUGUCGACAACUCUACUAAUCACUUACCGCAAGCAAAUAGAAGUGCGUAAUUUUCACCGUAAAAACAAAUUUUCGCUGUGAAGUCGAAAUUAUUUUGAAGUGAAAUGUUAUUAUUUGGUUUAAAUACUCUUGUUGAAUAAAAUAUUUAAAUACAAAAUGUCUGACUUAUCUACGUUGUCCAGUUGUGAUUCUCCGUCGAAUCGCUGGUUGUCUGGAGACUCUUCGUCGCCAUCUUCAUCUUUGGCGUCAUAUUCGCCUAAUCGCAAUUCCUUCACCGCUGAAGAGCUUUUUGAAAAGGCUGCGUCUUUGCCUGCGAUAUUAGAAAAUGGAAGAAAAGUAUUUGGACCGCCGGUAGAAUUUGUAGGUGUGCGUCCUUCUUAUGUUUGUGAAUUGUAUGUGGCUAAUUUGCCCAAAUCUCUGGAUGAAGUGCGUCUCCUUGCUUGGUUGCAUCGCUGUGGCGUAGUUUAUGAAAUGCGCCUAAUGAUGGAAUCAUUCAGUUUAAGUCGUGGCUAUGCAUUUGUUCGUUACACGCAGGAGAGAGAAGCAUUGAUUGCGUAUGAGUUAUUAAAAUGUGUAUAUGUGGAUGGUGAACGGUUGAGUGUUUAUCGCUCACAAGGCAAGAACCGCCUCUAUAUUAGUAACAUUCCAAAACGGUUGUCUUUGCCGUCCUUAGAAGCCGGUUUCAAAAAAGCUUUUCGCAACAUGGAGCGUUGCACAGCGCAUGCAGCAACGGCGGCUGAAUCGGAGAAAGGAGAUCUAAACCGUGGUUUUGCCUUUAUCGAAUUUUACGAUCACGAAACAGCAUUAGAGGCAAAGAAGAAAACCACACCAGGACGCAUGCGCAUGUGGGGUAAUGACCUGAAAGUGCAGUGGGCAAAACCGAAAUUGCUGCAUUUCCAAUACGGGUACGGAGAAGAGCAAGAGAAAACUCUAUCCAUGGAACAGGGGACGAGUGUACCCAAUGACUUUUGUUCUAAAUUGCGUUUAUUUUGCUUGGCAAAUAAUUGGUGUGUUCCAGUGGUCGUUUAUGGACGUUGUCUUUAUGGAAGUGGCAUUCAAUAUGGUGGUAUUUUGUUGAAAGAGCCCACAACUGGUCAGUAUUCUUGCAUGUUGAUGGAAAUCUGUGUCGAACGCGAUAUACAAGAUGUGCAUGUUGCAAUGUGCGAAGUUGCUAUACAGUUAAUUGAACGGAAUAACGGUUUUCCGAAUUAUCAUUAUAUUUUACGAAUAUUGAAUGGAUUUCGAGCAGAAAUAGUGUUCAGUUGCGCCAACUAUUUCGAUAUAUCGAUGCAAGCAAGACAAAGCGGCAUGAGUUUGGUCAGUUCAACGUCUAUAGUGGAAUUAGCCUUGGCUUUUCAGGUUUUAGCUCAAUACUCGUCGGAAUAUAUUUUGAAUCAGUAUAAAAGAAGUUUUCUGGUUUUACAAAACUGCUUUUGGCUUACAAAAGAAUCCAAUAAAGUGCGUUUUUACUGCAUCUUUCCUAAAUUUCGCAACAAUCUGCCACUUGGUUUUGGAUUUAACGACACCGAAAUAACACUAAUUCUUACUGAAACUAACAUAGUAGAGAGAGUGAGCUCCGAACGAAAAUCCGUGGAGGAUGCUAAUAUGCAGAACUUUAACGGUGCAGAUGGGUUGCAACGUGGUAUAUCAUUGAAAUCGCAACGUACGCGUAAUGCUGAUGGUUAUACGCUUCGUUAUGUUAGUUUAACGAAAUUAGAAAAUCGCGAAUUUUACCAUCCAGAGCAACGAAUUAAUGUCCCACCAAUUUGGAUAACAGGGCAUUCUUAUCAAAAGUCGAUUUUUAAAUAGAUUUAUUUUUAUAAACUUUCGCAAAUUAUAUUACUAUUAUUAUUAUGUGUUUGAAAG